Molecule: messenger RNA, 2970 nt
Organism: Notolabrus celidotus (New Zealand spotty)
Lineage: Eukaryota; Metazoa; Chordata; Actinopteri; Labriformes; Labridae
Gene: ydjc
Product: YdjC chitooligosaccharide deacetylase homolog
Exons: 6
Coding region: 328-1251 (307 amino acids)
Biological process (GO): carbohydrate metabolic process
Molecular function (GO): deacetylase activity
Source: RefSeq, a predicted model, not a curated record
UCUCCCUUGGAUCCAACCUGCUCAUGUUCUCAGUGCAGCACUUAUAUAAGGAUUCAGCGACACAUUCAGCACCCUGUCAAACAGUAACCCUGUCACUCCACCUGUCAGUACACCUGUCACUUCACCUGUUAGGUAACCCGUCAGAUUUGGGUUAAACCGGCACUUACAGACGUAAUCUGGCUCCAGGACCUGGAUCCUGUUUGAACAGUGUUCCCAUGACGUUAGCACACCUGACUGUAGAAACCUGUAGACCUGCAGGCUGACACACGCCGUCAGUCCAGGUGCAGAGUCCUCAGAGGCUGCUCGCGCGCACAGAGGGCAGAGACGAUGCCUCAGACCAAGAUGAAGCUGGUGGUGACUGGAGAUGACUUUGGUUACUGUCCCAGGAGGAACCAGGGCAUCGUGGACUGUUUCCAGGCCGGAGGACUUUCCAAUGUGUCCCUGCUGGUCAACGCUGCCGCCGCCAAAGAGGCUGCUGAUCUCGCUAAGAGACACAACAUCCCCAUCGGCCUCCAUGCCAACCUGUCAGAGGGCGUACCUGUGUGUGAGAGUCUGCAGACCGACUCCACGCUCAUCAACCACAGAGGCUUCCUCCACGGGAAGAUGGGCUUCAGACAGGCGCUGCAGAGAGGACAGCUCAGCAUGAAACAGGUGGAGCUGGAGCUCAGGGCUCAGGUGAGGCUGUUCACAGAGCUGACGGGUCACCUGCCUCACCACAUGGACGGACACCAGCACGUCCACGUCCUGCCAGGUGUCCGUGAGGUCUUUGCUCAGGUCCUGUCUGACCUCAGGAUCUUGUUCACCCGGGUCCCUGUGGAAGCAGGUUUACACGGAUGCACCUGGCUGCCCCCCAACCUGCACAGGUUCUACAAACAGGUGGAGCAGGACGCUCUGGACUCCAUCCCCGUCUUCACACGCUAUGGAAUCAGGUGGCCUGACACGUAUCUGGGACUGACCACCAUUGGACACAACAUGUCCGUGUCUAACCUGCAGAGGGCGCUCCGCCUGGCGCUGCCUGCAGCCCGCUCGGCCUCUUCGUCCGUUGAGGACUUGGACUCUGCAGUCACUGCAGAGCUCAUGGUUCACCCAGGCUACCCGUCUCUUCCCCAGCAGGGGGGGUGUGGAGAGGGACCCGACGACUUCUCCCAGUCAGCUGACAGACAGCACGAACUGAGCGUGCUCAGUGACCCCGCUCUACUGGACUUGUACAGGCAGGAGAGAGUGCAGCUGUGUGCCUUCAAAGACCUCUGACACCAGAAACAUGUAGAGAGGUUUUAAUGCACCUAAACCCGCAGACCAGGUCUGUGGAGGGACGGUUACAUAAGCACAACUUAGACCUUUAUAGACGUAAACCAGCAUGAUAAAACCGACCCGUCAGUCAGAUUAACAGAUUAACAGAAACAUGUCAGACUGCUUUAGAUUAAACACUCUCAGAGAGUGGACCUCAGGACCCCAGCCUUGUGUAGACCCUUCAGAAAGGCGUCCUCUGAUGGUGUGAGGAGAGAGAGGAGGUCUUUAAGCCAUACCUGGUUCUGCUGUAUUCACUCAGCUGAACCUGCUGCACUCCUACAGGCCCGUCCCUGUACAGAGUCCUGAUUCACCUGAGUUUAAAUGUUGUUUUGUUCCCUCAGACUGAAAUAACCCAGCACAGCACACUAACAUAACUGAGGUGACCGAAACACUACAGAGAGGGUCUAACAGGUCAGUAAGACCGCAAGACCACAAGACCACAAGACCACAAGACAGGCUGGAAACACAGCUUCAAAUCAGACUGACAGUGAACGGUUAAACCUUCACCCAUACACCAAUCACAGGUUAUCAGGUAGCUUUCCUCUUUAGACGUGUGUUUGAUUUUAAUGAAGGAUUAUCACUUUAAAGUGAAUCUCUCUCAAAGGCUCAGAAACUCAGAACUCUGAUAGUGAGAGUGAUACAUAUGCACCUGUGUGAGGGUCAGGAACAAACCCUCAUAAAAGAUCAACCUCCACAAAGAGUCACACCGCCUCACCUGUGUGACUUUGACCUAACCUGUGUGAAGUCUGACCUCACCUGUGUGGUGUUUGACUUCACCUGUGUGACUUUGACCUCCCCUGUAUGACUUUGACCACACGUGUAGCAUCUGACCUCACAUAUGUGAUGUCUGACCUCAUGUGUGACUUUGACCUCACAUAUGUGAUGUCUGACCUCACCUGUGUGGUGUUUGACUUCACCUGUGUGACUUUGACCUCACCUGUUUGAAGUCUGACCUCACCUGUGUGGUGUUUGACUUCACCUGUGUGACUUUGACCUCCCCUGUAUGACUUUGACCACACCUGUGUAGCAUCUGACCUCACAUAUGUGAUGUCUGACCUCAUAUGUGACUUUGACCUCACCUGUGUGAAGUCUGACCUCACCCGUGUGAAGUCUGACCUCACCUGUGUGACUUUGACCUCAACUGUGUGACGUUUGAGCUCACCCGUGUGACUUUGACCUCACCUGUUUGAAGUCUGACCUCACCUGUGUGAUGUCACUGAUGUCAGAUCAACAGGAUCAAAUUAAACCCAGGAGUGUUUGAGGUCAUCACCGGAUUUUAAGGUCACAGUGUAGUUUGAUACGGUUUUCAGUGAAGUUGUGUUUUGUAUGUGACUCUCUGAUGUCAUAUCCUGCUCUCUGUUUAACAGAGCAGGUGAGAUUAGAGGUGAGCAGAGGCGUAAUGUAGUCAAUGUGAUUCAGUGAGAGAUGAUGAUUGUCUCAGGUCUGUGUAACCUAUAAUCAACUGCCAAGUGUGUGUGUGUGUGUGUGUAUGUGUGUGUGUGUGUGUGUGUCUGCAGGUGAAUGAGUGUAACAUUGUAAUAACCUCUGACUGCACAGGAUGUUUGUUAUAUUUAUAGCUGCUCAUAUUUUUCUAUGAAGUUUCUGUAGAAGCUUUUCAUGUAUUGUAAUAUUUAAAAACAUGAAUCAGAACACUGAACUAAUAAAUGAUGUCAAGUUACA